AUGGAAAACCCAGCACAAGCUGCGCCAAUCGCUCAGAAGCGUCCCCUGGAAGAAGAUGUCGAACCCUCUACACCUGUCAAGGCGAUUAGAUCAGAAACAUCCACACCGUUAUCUGUUCUUUCAGUCCAGACACCCUCGCCUCCAAAAACCAGCGGUCCCACCUUGACAGCCCCCGCUAGUACCAAUACACUGCAGACUCCCACUCAGUCAGCCAAAAGACGCAGGCUCACAUCGCAAGAGAAGGAGGAACAGCGUCUGGAAAAGGAGGCCAAGGCCAAGGCACGGGACGAGAAGAAGGCACAGAAGGAAGCCGAAGACAAGUUGAAGGCGGAGAAAAAAGCCCAGAAAGAGGCCGAGGACAAACUGCGGGCUGAACAGAAGGCACAAAAGGAAGAAGAGAGACGAAAGAAAGCCCAAGAGCGAGAUGAGAAACGGAGGCAGAAAGAAGAGGAGGCGCAGCAAAAGGAAGAGGAGAGACUUAGGAAAGAACGAUCUCAAAUGAAGCUGAACGCCUUCUUCGCAAAGCCAAAAGAUUCUGGAAGCAGUGGAAGACAGGCAGCGGUAGCCUCCACCCAUGAACCCCUCGCACAAUCAGUAUCAUUAUUACCAGACCGAACCGGAGCGGUUACUAACUCGCUCCCCCCAUCUCCACAGAAGAGUAGCAUCAAAAAUGCGCAGUCAGACUACGAUCGAUAUUUCCUCCCGUUCAAUUUACCUGCGCAUACCAUACUGGCUUCCAAGAACAGUUUACUAGACAAUCCUGCCAAGUUAGAAGCUGCUCGGAGUCGGCUUGACAAUUUGAUUGCAAAUGGAGCUACCUCCAAUGACUCCAUCACAUGGCAGACUUUGCGUUGCUUAUUUCCAUCACGACAUCGCCGAGGGUUCAAGACUGCGACAGUAACGGAGAUCAUUGACUGUGUCAACGCCUCGUCUGAUUGUCCCAUUAACUUGACCGCUGACGUGACUACAAGUACGCGACAGCCCCUAGACAUGCUCAAGGACAUUCCAAUGAAAUACAUUCACUUCUCAGAAGAUGUCCGCCCUCCAUAUUAUGGCACAUAUACCAAAAACUACGGGGAUGCAGAAGCGCGUCGGCUGGCACGUAAUCCCAUUGCCCGUGUUCGCAAAGAUACACAGUAUGACUACGACUCUGAAGCCGAGUGGGAGGAGCCAGAAGAAGGUGAAGAUCUCGAUUCGGACGGAGAAGAUGAUGGCGACGAAGAUAUCGAGGACGAUAUGGAUGGCUUUUUGGAUGAUGAUGAAGAUGCUCAACUGAAGCGACGACUCAUCAGUGGCGAUCUUGUUCCUGUCAGCACUGGCCUAUGCUGGGAGGAUUCAGACCAUGUCUCGAAGCUGAACGAUGGAUCAGGAGCCAUCUGUACCGACUUCAAAGACUUCACCAUGGGAUACCUGUUCGAUCAAGAGGUUGUCUCAAUUGAUCCCUUCUCUGAUUCAUACUGGUCACCUGAGCCUUCUCAGCUCACAUCAGCCGCAACGACAACGAACAAGGGACCGACUGGUGAUGGACCCAUGAAUCCCCCUCGGGCGCCUCUGGCACAGCGCACCAUGAACGGCCUCCUCAACACCUUGAAUACUCCUUCGGUACCACAAGCGGGCAGUUCAGCCAAGCCGGCGAAAGCAAAGCGCAUGGUACCUUCUGAACAGCUCCCAGCGUUCAAGGCGGAAGUGGAUGGCAAGGACCUGACCAAACUCGGUAUGAUCGAAGCACUCAAGAAGGCGUUUCCCAAACUCCCGAAAGACGCGAUUAGUAACACUUUGAGUGUUGUCGCUGCACGAGUUGGUCCCACCGAGAAAGAGAAGCGAUGGGUGCUGAUCAAUACUUGA
Messenger RNA from Plenodomus lingam JN3, 1845 nucleotides. RefSeq lists its product as uncharacterized. Gene Ontology annotation, cellular component: nucleus; CAF-1 complex. Lineage: Eukaryota; Fungi; Ascomycota; Dothideomycetes; Pleosporales; Leptosphaeriaceae. Gene Ontology annotation, biological process: nucleosome assembly. The record is from RefSeq and is a predicted model, not a curated record.